Phycomyces blakesleeanus NRRL 1555(-) is the source of this 2980-nucleotide messenger RNA. Its product is annotated as glycosyltransferase family 20 protein. Gene Ontology annotation, molecular function: catalytic activity. The transcript has 14 exons. Lineage: Eukaryota; Fungi; Mucoromycota; Mucoromycetes; Mucorales; Phycomycetaceae. Gene Ontology annotation, cellular component: alpha,alpha-trehalose-phosphate synthase complex (UDP-forming); cytosol. Gene Ontology annotation, biological process: trehalose biosynthetic process. The coding region runs from base 1 to 2742 and encodes 913 amino acids. The record is from RefSeq and is a predicted model, not a curated record.
AUGUAUGUGUGUGUGGGCGGAUUUGUGCGUGUGUGUGGAUUUGUGUGUGUCUGGGUGGAUUUGCGUACCUGGGUAGAUUUAUGUGUGUGUGGGUGGAUUUUGAGUACCAGACGUGGCACAGUGGAGCAAAAAAAAAUCUUUUUGGUAGAUUGCAGGGCAUUUUUGGAACUCAAGCGGUCUGAUGUUUUUAGUAAUUUAAAAACACCUGGGAGCGUGGCAUUUUUAGCUCUAGUACUAAUUGAAAAAAAUUUCAACUCUCGGGUAGCUACUAAUGUUACAUCAACUAUGAAUGGGAAUAACAAGGUUGAUGAAUAUGUAACUUUAUUUAAUUCAGUCAGCAAAGGAAAUAUGGACAGCAAAUAUUACAACAGUGUAAAGAAAAGUACAAAUAAACUAAAUAGUUUCAAAAGCUAUUUACCAGACCCUCCAACAAAAAAAGGUCGAAUUAUAAAUGUCACUCACCAAGUACCCUGUGAAAUCACUUUACGAAACAAUGUACUUCAGGACCAACCCAUGUGGGAAUUGACUCCCAGAAGAGGACAUGGCGCAAUGUACGGAGGUGUUCAAUCGCUUGAAACAGACUGGGAGACAAUCUACAUUGGCUGGACUGGGCAGAUGUAUCGUCCAUCCUCUCCAGAAUUCUCUUCCAAUACAACUGUCACAAAUAUCCAAACGACACCAAUUAUUUCUCUUGAUGAAAAAGAGAAACAGUCAUUGAUAUAUGAGUUGCAAAACCUCAACUGUAUUCCUCUCUUUCUUGACAGCGACAGUGUGUUUGGCCACUAUGAUGGCUAUUGUAAAACCAUGCUCUGGCCAUUAUUUCAUUAUAUAAUUUGGGACAACGCCACCGACGGGCGCCUUGAACGUCAGCAGUGGGAGUCAUUCUCGUCUGUAAACCAGCUUUAUGCAGAUGCGGUUAUUGAGAAUUACCAAGAAGGAGAUGUCGUUUGGGUCCACGAUUAUCAUUUGCUUCUUGUACCUGCAAUGGUCCGAGCCAAACUCCCCAGGGCUCGGAUUGGUCUCUUUGUCCAUUCGCCUUUCCCAAGUUCCGAAAUCUUUAGAUGUUUACCUAAGCGACAGCAAGUACUCAAAGGAAUGCUUGGAGCAAAUCUGGUGGGAUUUCAGACAUAUGCAUACGCGCGCCACUUUAUUUCAACGUGUACUCGUGUUCUCGGUUAUGAGUCAACUCCUGAAGGCGUUGAUCGCGGAGAUGGUCAUUUCUGCCACGUUGGAACGUUUCCUAUUGGAAUUGAUACCGAGAGCGUGGAUGCCAAGUUUAGAGACCCAGAUGUAAUCAUGAAAGUAAAGGCUAUUACAGACAUGUAUCCUGGAAAAAAGAUCUUGGUUGGCCGAGACAAACUUGAUCUUGUCAAAGGAGUGUUGCAAAAACUGGCAGCAUUUGAGAAAUUUUUGGCAGAUUAUCCAGAGUGGAGAAAUAAGGUUGUUCUUAUUCAAUUGACCGAUGGAAGUACACACACAAUGGAACGUGAAGUAACAGAAAUUAUAGCCCGGAUCAACGGAGUUUAUGGCUGUAUUGAAGGUGCUGCGGUAUAUCACUAUCACCACCCAGUUCAAGUGGAUGAAUAUUAUGCUUUGCUCUCUGCAGCACAUGCUGCUUUGGUUACUUCUGGUAGAGAUGGUAUGAACACCACCAGUCUUGAGUAUGUGAUGUGCCAGCAAGAACGACAUGGCCAAUUGAUUCUGUCUGAGCUUAUGGGAGCAGCUGGUUCUAUGAGCUCUGCAUUGAUGGUAAAUCCGUGGGAUUAUGCUGGAUUAGCAAAGACGAUCAAUGAUGCUCUUCUUAUGUCAGAAGAAGAAAAAUUGUAUCGCCACAAGCAACUCCUGAAGCAUGUCAAAUCUCAUACGGCUUCUUUCUGGGCCCGGUCUUUUGUGAAGAUGCUGAUGGAAUCCGUCGAAUUGUCGGAAAAAUCCAGUCAUACACCACUUUUGAGAACAGAAUGGCUAACACAGUGCUAUCGGUCAUCUACCAAACGACUCUUGUGCUUUGAUUAUGAGGGCACACUUACGCCUUUACGUAAAAUGUAUGGCCUGACUGUCCCUUCAAAAAGUACUAUGGACACACUUGAGCAGUUGUGCAGAGAUCCACGAAAUGAAGUGUGGAUUAUUUCUGGUCGUGAUGAAUCUACUCUUGACUAUUUGUUGGGAAGUAUUGUUGGUCUUGGUCUUAGUGCCGAGCAUGGAAGUUUUAUGAAAUACCCAAACACCAAGAAAUGGAUCAAUACCACUGAGCAUCUUGACAUGAGCUGGAAGCACGACGUUGUGGAAAUAUUUACUUAUUAUUCCGAACGUACCGCAGGUAGCUUUAUUGAACAUAAACGGAGCUCAGUUACAUGGGAUUAUCGAUUAGCAGAUCCACAGUAUGGGUUAUUUCAGGCAAAAGAAUGCCAGAACCAUCUGGAGCAAGCCAUUCUCUCCAAGAUGCCAGUUGACGUAGUAGUAGGGAAAAAGAACCUGGAGGUGCGCCCGACAUCUGUCAACAAAGGGCAGAUUGUCAAGCGGCUUUUGGCUUCUAACCAAGAUCUGGACUUUGUUAUGUGUUGUGGAGAUGACAAGACCGAUGAAGACAUGUUCAAGGCGAUCAAAAAGUUUGAUGUGGACGAACAGUGGACAUUCUCGGUAAAGAUUGGAACUGAAAACAAAAAGACACUGGCUCUGUGGCAUCUACCAACUACACAAGAUUUGAUUCAUUCACUCAAUGCAGUGGUGACAUCUAAUGUCUAAAGAACGAGACAUAUGCACCUACACUUACACAUAUACUUACACCCACACAAAGUCCAAACCCUUUUCUUUUCUUUUGAUUAUUAUUAUAUUCUUCUUCUUACUCUUAUUCUUAUUCGUAUAAUUACAGCAGUAUAUAUAUAUAUAUUAUUGUAUUAUUGUAUGCUUUAACCAAGACCUUGCUCUUACAAUUUUGCCUGGCCUUUUUUAAUUUAAUUUUAAAAUUAUAUUUCCAUCAUCU